AUGUAUCUAUCUCUCAGCAACAUUCUUGCAGCUCCCUUCCGGAAGACGCCAGCAACCGAAUCUCGGGUGAACAUCGUCGAUGAGGUAGACUAUACAUACAUCAAAGGCAACAUCGAGAGCCGAGGACCAUGUCCAGGCCUAAAUGCCCUAGCAAAUCAUGGCUACAUAGCUAGAGAUGGAAAGAACAUCACCGUAGCUCAAGUCGAUGCAGCACUCAAGACAGCCUUACACAUGAGCCCGUUGGCUGCUAAGUCUCUGACAGGUGCUCUCAAGGGGCUCUUGCGAAAGGACGGCACGUUUGACCUGGUAGACACACGGCGUCACAACGUCAUCGAACAUGACUCAUCAUUCACCCGUCUUGACUUCCACCAAGGCGACAACUACACUUUCCAGCCACAGAUGCUGGAGGACAUGAUCAAGGACGCCAACGGCGGUGAUGUGACGUUGAGGUCCAUGGCUAAGACCUUCAUUCGACGAGGAAAGGAGAGUCGAGAGGCCGGCGCACCGAAGCUGCCGCUAAAUUUGUGGUUUGUGCGUGUUUUGCAGUACGUCGGUCUUAUCAACUCAGCACAGACCGGUGGAAAGCUGAACCGGGAAAUCUUGGAGGCCGUGUUCGUAGAGGAGAGGUUCCCGGAUGUGAUUCUCGACAAUCCAAAGCCACGGACGGUUCUUACUUUACUGAGCAAUGCUCUGGGAAUGAUGUAUUGGGUUGUUGUUGGGCCAUAA
Messenger RNA from Didymosphaeria variabile, 726 nucleotides. RefSeq lists its product as uncharacterized. Gene Ontology annotation, molecular function: peroxidase activity. Bases 1 to 726 code for a protein of 241 amino acids. The record is from RefSeq and is a predicted model, not a curated record. The transcript is spliced from 2 exons. Lineage: Eukaryota; Fungi; Ascomycota; Dothideomycetes; Pleosporales; Didymosphaeriaceae.